AUGAUAGGUCUUGCUCCAAUUUGCUUUCUGCAACAUUUAAAACCGUCUGUGGCGUCCGUGAUUGCUGCAACACCAGUUAUCGACAAAGUGUUACAAGGUUUUAAAAAGGAAGAAUUGUACAGUGAUUACUCUUUAUUAAGACAAUUAUUUCAAGUGUUGUGUACUCAAAAAGAAAUAGGAUAUCAAAUAUGUGGUCAUGGCUUUUUGUUUGCACUCGGUGGGAGUGAUACAGAAGAAUUAGAACCUGAAUUUCUACCUGUGCUUGUUGCCCACUAUCCCACCAGCACGUCCAGAAAGAAUGGAGUUCAUAUCAGCCAAGUAGCAUUGACUGAAAAAUUCGCCCAAUUCGAUUACGGUCCGCUGAAAAAUAUAGCUAUUUACAAUGAUAUUUCUCCACCAAAUUAUGAUUUAAGACUGGUGAAAAUGAAAAUAGCUUUGCUUGUAGGCAGGAAUGAUGGCGUAUCGUCAAUAGAGGAUACGGAACUGUUACGAGACAAACUGCCCAACGUUGUCGACUACCAUGUAUUGCCAUAUAAGAAGCUCAAUCACCUGGAUUUUGUAUGGGGUCGGAAUAUGGACAAAUAUUUAUUUCCGCAUAUAUUGUCGAUAUUGGACACGUACAAAUGA
This is a messenger RNA of Parnassius apollo (apollo), 627 nucleotides long. The record is from the annotation of a GenBank genome assembly. Lineage: Eukaryota; Metazoa; Arthropoda; Insecta; Lepidoptera; Papilionidae.